Hirsutella rhossiliensis is the source of this 1773-nucleotide messenger RNA. RefSeq names its product major facilitator superfamily domain-containing protein. The record is from RefSeq and is a predicted model, not a curated record. Gene Ontology annotation, biological process: xenobiotic detoxification by transmembrane export across the plasma membrane. The coding region runs from base 1 to 1773 and encodes 590 amino acids. The transcript has 3 exons. NCBI's taxonomy places the organism in Eukaryota, Fungi, Ascomycota, Sordariomycetes, Hypocreales, Ophiocordycipitaceae. Gene Ontology annotation, molecular function: fluconazole transmembrane transporter activity.
AUGGCCGACCUCGUCCGAGACGCCCCCGUCGGGCAGCUCAUCCGCUGGGCAACAAACAACCGCUACCUGCAGUAUCCUGAGGAAAAGGCCGACUUCCAGCUGCCGCGGCCCUGGCAACAGCUCCUCAAGGACCCAGACGCCGCCGUCGCUGCCGAUGAUGAACCCCGAGAGAGGCAGCAGCAGCAGCAGCAGCCAUCGCCAUCCUCAUCCUCCUCGUCCACGAACGGCACCGCCAUCGACGACAAGGAUGAGCAGGAUGAGCAGCAAACCGUCCAAGGCGGCGGCGGGGAUCAGGAAGCCGCCGCCAACGCCGUGGAAAAGGUGCAGUCGGUGCCCAUUGUGCCGCGGCGCACAAAGGACGGCGCCAUCCUCGUCGACUGGUACUACAGCGACGACGCCGAGGACCCUCACAACUGGAGCGACGCCAAGCGCGCCCUCGUCGCCGUCGUCAUCUGCUUCUACACCUUUGUCGUCUACACCUCGUCGGCCAUCUACACCUCGUCGGCCGAGGGCAUCAUGCGCGCCUUCAACGUCGGCCAGCUCGAGGCCACCCUCGGCCUCUCCCUCUACGUCCUCGGCUACGGCAUAGGGCCCCUCGUCUUCUCUCCGCUCAGCGAGAUUCCGCGCAUCGGCCGGAACCCCGUCUACGCCAUCACCAUGUUCCUCUUCGUCAUCAUCUCUAUACCCACUGCCUUUGCUCCAAACUACGCCGGCCUCAUGGUCUUGCGCUUCCUCCAGGGCUUCUUCGGCUCCCCCUGUCUGGCCUCGGGCGGUGCCUCUCUCGGCGACAUGUACAGCCUCAUCUCCUUGCCCUAUGCCAUGGUGGCCUGGGUCUCGGCCGCCUACUGUGGACCCGCCCUCGGCCCCCUGCUCAGCGGCUUCGCCGUCCCCGCAAAGAACUGGCGCUGGUCCCUCUACGAGUCCAUCUGGGCCUCGGCCCCCGUCCUCCUCGCCAUGCUCAUCGCCUUGCCCGAGACGAGCAGCGCAAACAUCCUCCUGCGCCGCGCCCAGCGCCUCCGCCGCCUCACCGGCAGCGCCCGCUUCAUGUCCGAGAGCGAGAUUGAGCAGCGCAACAUGAAGGUCUCGUCCGUUUUCAUCGACGCCCUCAUCAAGCCCCUCGAGAUUACCCUCAAGGACCCGGCCGUGCUCUUUGUCCAGCUCUACACGGCCAUAAUCUACGGCAUCUACUACUCCUUUUUCGAGGUCUUCCCCCUCGUCUACCCCGUCUACUACAACAUGACGCUCGGCCAGAUCGGUCUCGUCUUCCUCUGCAUCCUCGUCUCCUGCAUCAUCGGCAUCGUCCUCUACUGCUCUUACCUCUACUGGUACAUGCAGCCGCGCAUUGAAAGGUUCGGCUUCCCCCCGCAGGAGAACCGCCUCGUGCCCGCCCUGGCGGCCGCCUUUGGCCCAACCAUUGGCCUCUUCCUCUUCGCCUGGACCGCCCGCGCCUCGGUCCACUGGAUCGUGCCCACCAUUGGCAUCACCAUCUACGGCGCCACCUGCUUCGUCGUCAUGCAGUGCAUCUUCGUAUACGUGCCCCUCAGCUACCCCAAGUACGCUGCCAGCCUCUUCGCCGCAAACGACUUCUUCCGCAGCGCCCUCGCCUGCGGCAGCGUCCUCUUUGCCCACCCGCUCUUUGUGAACCUCGGCGUUGCCCGGGGCGUCAGUCUUCUCGGCGGCCUCAGCAUCAUCGGCAUCGUCGGCAUCUGGCUGCUCUACUUUUAUGGCGCCAGGCUCCGCGCCCUGAGCAAGUUUGCCGUCUCGGGCGACUAG